Molecule: messenger RNA, 1815 nt
Organism: Paramacrobiotus metropolitanus
Lineage: Eukaryota; Metazoa; Tardigrada; Eutardigrada; Parachela; Macrobiotidae
Product: squamous cell carcinoma antigen recognized by T-cells 3-like
Exons: 7
Coding region: 168-1538 (456 amino acids)
Molecular function (GO): RNA binding
Source: RefSeq, a predicted model, not a curated record
UCCAUCCACUCUGUUUCCACGUUAAAGUUCAAAAAAGCGUCAUUAAUACAGUACUGCCAGUAGUCCUAGACGCAGUCGACAAUAAAACUUUUGUAAACAAACCUGCCAGAGCCUGAGCCUUUAUUAUUAUUCUCCCUGAUUUCCGGGUUGUUAUCAGCAGUUCCGCUAUGGAGGAUUUCCGCAACAGCAGUCUAGAGCAGUUGAAAGGUUUAGACCACGAUUUUACCCAGUGGAUCUAUAAAGUGCAGUGGAUGUGCGAGAAGGCGGUUUUCCGCAAUGAGAAAUCUUUAAUGGAGUUUCUGUGGCGUAAUCUGUUGCAAAAAGUAGAUUCAAUUACCAAAGUUCGUAUGCUGCUGGAAGAGCACUUGGAAAAAUUACGAAAAGAACAGGCUUCGACGAGUAGUCCUAGUCCGACUGGCAGCUGUGAUGCUGCAAAGUUUUUCGUUAGUCCUGCUAUAACUAGUUCGGAAAGCGGUUUUCCCACCGUUCCCAAACUGUACUCCAAUCCGCCAUCGCGUGCGGAAAAGGUGUUUUCCGAGACGCCAAGUUUAUUCUCCCGACCUACAAAUCUCGUGGACAAUGUAUUCCCCGUGGGCUCUCGUUUACUGGGCGGUACCAUGCCCGUGGAGAACGGCUUUGAUUCCAGUUUGUUCUUUAAUAAAUCUACUUUGCCUAAGGAAACUCCGGCGAUGUACAGCGCUGCUAACAUUAAACCCAUCGGAUUCCCGAAACCAGCUAGUGUCCCGACAAUCUUCCCGGCGGCCACGGUCAGCAAGGAGAUCAACGGGGGAGCGGUGGGGAAGAAGGGCUCACCGGCCAAGAAGCCGUCGCCAGCCUCGGUUAAACCGUUGACAUUUGCGCAGAUCAGCAAGGCGCCAGCGGGUAAGGAAGAGGAUGGCGAGUGGUCGACGGUGACGCGGAAACACAAGAGUAAAGAGGUUAAAACGGGGAAUCACGUGGAGAAGGUGGUGGAGGCCAAGCCGAAGGAGGUCAUCCCGGAGGUUGUGCAUGUUAAGGAAGCUGCAAAUGUAUCUUCCGGGGAACCGGUUGAUAAAAAGAAAGUUUUCUUGAUGCGACUUCCCCGGGAGCUGGCCGAUUCGCAGUUGCUGGGAAAAUAUUUUAAAGCUUUUGGAACGGUGGUGGACGUGUACAUUUUUCGUAAUCGGGAUGGAACACCCACUGGUUCUGGCUACGUGGACUUCAGUGAAGAAAGUGCCGUUCGAUCGGUUUUCAAGCAUGGUCUGCAUUUUAUUGGUGAACACCAACUUAUUGUUAAGGAGUUUGAAGUACAAAACGAGGAUGGUCGUAGGAAGCAUUUUCAGAUAUUUCUUGGAGGCAUCCCAACGUUUAUGACACAAGAAGAAGUUAAAGCAGCGGUUGAACAGAAAUUUAAAGUUCGUGAUUUGGCACUCAAAGGAGGAUACGCUUGGAUGGAACUGGCUAACGAAGCUGAUGUAGAUAAACUGCUGAACUUAAAGAAGAUUAAAAUUGGGGAAAAAAUGGUGGAAUGUAAACCAUACCAGCCUAAGCCGAACUGAUAGAGGAUUUUACUUAGAUUACAUUCUUCCUUGGGCUAAGUGUUCCUGAAUUUUUACUCGAAACUGCAAUCCUAUGCGAUUUGAUCUGAUCCUUACAAAUUUUUCGAUAUUUUCCUGUUCCGCACAGUUUGGUGUUUUUGGUUAUUGCAGCUGCUCCUCACUGACUUAUACCAAAUGAUAGUGAUGGAUAGUUUUUGUUAGAUUUUUUGAAAACAGUACGAUUGAGUUUACGUUAUAGUCAAGAUAUUUCAUUGGAAUUUGCUCAAUAAAAGGUUGU